Messenger RNA from Musa acuminata subsp. malaccensis (wild Malaysian banana), 1661 nucleotides. RefSeq names its product transcription factor WRKY19. Gene Ontology annotation, cellular component: nucleus. The record is from RefSeq and is a predicted model, not a curated record. Gene Ontology annotation, molecular function: transcription cis-regulatory region binding; DNA-binding transcription factor activity. Lineage: Eukaryota; Viridiplantae; Streptophyta; Magnoliopsida; Zingiberales; Musaceae. Gene Ontology annotation, biological process: regulation of DNA-templated transcription.
GAAUUCCAUGCAGCUUCCCCACCUUCAGGUUUCUUUAUUCUAUGCCCUGAACUGACUGUGAACAAAUCGUCAAACGUCCAGAUCAAUCAACCUCGAAUCGUUCUUCUUCCCAAUGACCAGUCUUAGAUAUGACUUGGGAUAGACAGACGAUGCAGCAGAAGAGUAUUAAAAAUGGAGGUCAAUUUUCCAAGUCAAGCUUUCCCUUUCUCCUUGGAGGCUCUAAUGCUAACGCGUUAUACGAGGCGUUCCUAUAAAGCAGCUCCCUUUGGUUCUUCCUCCCCCAAGCAACUCCCUCCCACCUUCCCUUCUCUUCAUCCCACUUACAUCCCCACUCUUCACCUUCUCUUCAUCCCACUUACAUCCCCACUCUUCACCUUCUCUUGCCUUUCCAUUCCUUUCCCGGUGGUAUCAAGCUGAAAGCUCGGUUUGAAUGCCGGACAUGGAGAAAGGCAAAGCAAGCGAACAACCAGGGCUUCUGCUGGCUGAGCUAGCUCGAGUGCAGGAGCUGGCGAGAGAGAUGGAAGCUGAACAUGGCCGGCACUCUACAGAUGAAUUCCGCAGAUCGCUGCUGCACGAAUUGCUCGUGUCGAUCGAGAAGGCCAUUUGCAUGGCCAAGUCUACCGCACCGGACGUCAACCCGCAGCCUGCGGAUGGAGACUCUCCGCGCUCCUCCGGCGAGAGCUCCCGGAGCGAGACAUCCAAGCUGACCUUCAGGGAGCAGAUGUCCAAGAAGAGGAAGAAACUGCCCAGGUGGACCAGGGAGGUGCGAGUGAGCUCAGGCGCCGGCGGCGGGGUCCAUGGCCCUGUCGAUGACGGCUAUAGCUGGAGGAAGUACGGCCAAAAGGAUAUCCUCGGGUCCAAACAUCCAAGAGGCUACUACAGGUGCACACAUCGCAUCAUGCAGGGUUGCCCGGCGACGAAGCAAGUGCAGCGAUCAGACGAGGACCCGCUGCUGUUUCAUGUGACCUAUCAUGGGGCGCACACCUGCCUUCCGAAGAGCCCUGCGGCACCAGCAUCAGCAUCAGCAUGGCUGUCGCAGGAGCAGCAACAGCAGGAAGAGAAGGAGCCCGUGGAUCGGCAGCAGCAGAACCAAGACUUGCUUUUGAGAUUCCAAACGGGGCUCCGAGUGAAGACGGAAGACUUGGAGUUGGGCGGCCAUGGCCAGAACUCGCUUUCCUUCUCCUUCGCGUCGCCUUCCACGACGACCGACAGUGGCUUCAUUAGCAGAGCCUCGCCUGCCUUCCUCUCCCCAACAUCAGACUCGACCUACUUCUCGUUCUCGCCAUACAGCUUGAAAGGAGGAGGAAUCAAGCUUCGGAGCCCUGAGUCUGGCAUCACAGGAGCUAAUUCAGCUUCAGAUUCACCUGCUGCUGCGGACAUGGAUUUAAUGCUCGAAGAGCUAGACUUCGAAUCGGACUUCUCCAGCUUCUUCUCAUGAAACAACACUCAGAUGAAUCCAAGCCUGGAGAGGAGGAAUGAGCACGACUGGUGUUCCCCACCGGGCCAAGUGAUGGUUUAGCUGGAAGCUGAACAAAUCCCCUGCAAUUUCACUGUCCUCUUCCUCAUCUAUCAAGCGUCUUUCUCUGACAGACUGCUUGGCAGCUAAUGUUAGGAUCAUAUGUACACAGAAUUAUCAAUGAAUAAUGCUUGCAUUUGGCAAA